UUCCCGAUCGCGCAAGCAGGGGCCACUUGGUCGCCUUCCCGGCCCUGCCCGAGGGCCGCCGUCCGACCUCCGCGGGAUGGCUCAGGAGGUGAUCUACGCCGACCUGAGCCUCUCCUGGAGGACUCCUCCGGCGCAGCCAAAAGGAUCCGACGACGGGGAGCUCACCUACGAGACCAUCUCGGGGCCCAGCCCCCAGGCCGAGCAGAGCCGGAGCGGCCCGGGGCCGGAGGGAGGAGUGAAGCGGCUGCUCCUGCCCAUAGCGCUGGGGCUGGUGGGCAUUUCCCUCCUCCUCCUGGCUGCCGUUGUAGGACUUGGAGCCAAAAACUGGCAGCUUUCCCGGCAGCUGCAAGAAGCCUCCCGGGCUCACGAGGCACAAAGCCUUAGCCUGCAAGCGCAGCUGGAGGCGUCCCGGGCGGAGCUGGAGCAGCAGCAGCAAGCCAGGGAAGUCCGUCUGAACGCCACCUGGAGCACGGCUUGGAAGGACCUGUGCCCCAAGGAGUGGGUCCUCUACCAGGGGAGGUGCCUCUUUUUCUCCCGAGAAAAGAGGAAAUGGGAAGAAAGCCGGAACGAUUGCGAGUCGAAGGCGGCUCGGCUGCUCAUCCUCGAACCCCCCACGGUGCUGGAUCCUCUCCCGGGUUUUCUAUAUUCAUCCGAUUAUUGGAUCGGACUGCACAUGAUACAGUCUCAAAAAGGACAAUCCUGGGUCUGGGUUGACGGCUCAUCCUCUUCCUGGCUGCUCUCUACCUUCCAGGACUCCAGUUUACUACUACAAUUGUGCAGCCCUGGUAAAAGGCAGAUUAGAAGACAAAUCCUGCAGUUCCAGAAGUCAGUACAUCUGUGAGAAGGCAGCAAGGACAGAGCGGAAGAAACGUCGGGCCUGAGAUGGGCGGCUGCCCUUCGGCCCUUCAAGGCUGGGGCUUUCGGGGAACCCCCUGCUUUAGUCCCGGCUUGUGACACAGGAUGAUGGCCAGCUGGUGUUACAUCAAGAGGACUCCGUGCUUAGGGGAGCUUCCAGCAGAUGGGCAAAGGCUCCUGCGGGGCUCACCUUGCGAGCGAAAUGGCGCGUCUUCAGCGCUUCUCGAGGGGGAUGUCUUGAGGCAGGGUGGGCGGAUGGCCCCCUUGCUCAAGGAAUGCCCCACCCACCCCCACCACAGCCCCCAGUUUGCUUCCUGUGAUGCUUCCUGUGAACAGAGAUGUUUUCAAGUCUGGACAAGAGGGUGCCAUGCACAGGGAACGCACGCCAGCUCACGGCAGGCGGGGGCUGUCGCCUGCUCUGCAGGUUCCCUUUCUGGCCUUUCACCCAACAGCCACUGAAAGGCUGUCCCAGAAACACAUCGGGAGGCUCACUCCGACCCCCAUACCGACCCGAACGACUCCACUACGGGAGCCGAAGAAGGUCCGCUGCCUUGUGCCAGGGCUUGCAUGCCUGCUCCCCAAUGUCCCAGCCUCUGCUCUCCCUGCCCAGCCUGCCUGCCUUGUGCUCUGGACAAAGAGGAAGUGGCUGCCAGCCAGAGAUCAGGAAGGCAACCUUCUUCAGGAAGCCAUGGACAAACUUUCCAGCCACCAGGACAGGAUUGCUGGACGUAAGACUGUACAUUAUUGAAGGAAAGGAAAGAAAAGCCCAGCUUUGAAACAGAGAGAUUAUAAUUUACCAAGAGGCGACUAACUGUUUUCACUUGCCCCAUCGACCAGAGGGACAGACUCUCCUCCUAGUAUACAUCCAUUACGUAGCAUACCAAAGCCAGGCGUGUGGCCACACCAGUGUUUCUCUGCAAACAAUCCACAAACAGGAAGCCUUUAACGGAACUCUCUCUCUUCCCCUUUUACACGUAUGUCCUUUUUUGGGUCUCACAUGGCUGCCUACGACUACAUCCCAAGCCCAACCUCCCAUCGUGUUCAACGUGUCUAUGGAAGCCAAGAGUCCAGAGGGCAUUGCAAGCGCCCAGAGCAGGACAGGCGCCCUUCUUGGUAGUGACUCCCAGGCAAUGGAACUCCCUUCCACAGGGGGCGGGAGGCGCACGCGCUAGGCUGGCCUCCUCCCUCCCUCCCAUAUUUCCAUGAGCAGGAAAGAACUAUUUUACUCCGGCAGACCUUUGUCAGAUGAUUUCACACCGAGGGAGAGGCUCCAAAUGGAUUGGUGGGCUUUUGUUUUGUUUUUAAAACCAAUUUUCUCUUAAAUGGCUUUUUAAUCCAA
Molecule: messenger RNA, 2194 nt
Organism: Pogona vitticeps (central bearded dragon)
Lineage: Eukaryota; Metazoa; Chordata; Lepidosauria; Squamata; Agamidae
Cellular component (GO): plasma membrane
Molecular function (GO): transmembrane signaling receptor activity
Source: RefSeq, a predicted model, not a curated record